AUCAAGCGUUUGUAGUAUGGACAGUUAAGCUUAUUUCGUAAAAGAAUGCACAUGCGCAAUAUGCGUAAAACUUCUGCUGUAUUUGUAUAAAUUUCUACGUUAUCAGCAUAAAAGUUCUACCUGUAACGUAUGGGACGUCAGUAUACUACGAUUGCAAGAGAUCCAUGCUUUUUUAGUAUAUGUUUCAUGCAACUGAGGUAUAAAAACAUGCCUCUUUAGCAGGACGUUCAUACAAAAUUAGCAUAGGAAGUCUCCAUACUACAAACGCUUGAUUUUUCUCUCCGUAAGUACAAUAAAAAGCAGAGCUGAUGUGCAUUUGCAAAGAGAGAUGACAUUUAGGCAUUCAAAAAGAACAUUUAAAGGAGUACCAUUGAUGGUCGCAAACAUGGACAGCGUUGGAACAUUUGAAAUGGCCGUUGCUUUGGCAAAGCAUGGAGUUUUUACAGCUGUGCAUAAAUAUUACACAGUUGUGGAUUGGAAAAAUUUUGCUGUAGAUCAUCCGAAUUGCUUGGACUAUGUUGCCGUUUGUACAGGAAUUACUGAAGAAGAUAAUAGACGUUUGUCAUCUAUUUUACAAGCAGUGCCGGAGAUUUCGUAUAUAGUGGCUGAUGUCGCCAACGGCUACUCGCAAUAUUUCGUUGAAAGUGUGAAGAACCUCAGGGAAGAAUAUCCUAAUCAUACAAUAAUAGCAGGAAAUGUUUGCACACGCGAAAUGGUGGAGGAAUUAAUUCUCUCAGGAGCCGAUAUUGUUAAAGUUGGCAUUGGUGGUGGAUCCGUUUGUACAACACGAUUGAAAGCUGGCGUUGGGUAUCCACAAUUAAGUUGUGUAAUUGAAUGUGCCGAUGCUGCUCAUGGCUUGAAUGGUCACAUUAUUUCAGAUGGCGGCUGUACAUGUUCUGGUGACAUUGCAAAAGCUUUCGGUGCCGGUGCUGACUUUGUCAUGAUUGGUGGCUUGAUGGCAGGACAUGAUGAAUGUCACGGUGAACUAACCGAAAAAGAUGGUAAAAUGGUGAAAUUAUUUUAUGGCAAUUCAUCAAGGAUUUCAAUGGAGAAACGCUUUGGAGGAGUUGCUAAGUACAGAGCCGUGGAGGGAAAAUCUGUGGACAUUACUUAUCGAGGAUCUGUUGAACAUACACUUUUCGAUAUAUUUGGCGGUUUACGUUCAGCGUGCACUUAUGUGGGUGCCGAACGUCUUAAAGAAUUACCUCGACGUGCCACUUUUAUACGAUGCAGUCAACAAACCAACAACAUUUUUGGACCACCAGUGUAAAUGUGAAGGGCUACAUAAAAUAAGGGAACGAACGCGUGGUUGAAAGGGAUAAUAUCAGUCAGGUAGCAGCGAGCGGCUCAAGGCUUGUCACUGCUACCCGACUGGUACUAUCCCUUCCAAGCCUCGCGUUCGUCCCCUCCCGUGUAGAAAUGGAGGUCGGGUUCUAGUGGGGACCUCACCAGUUUACCCCAUUUGAAAAAAGGCUCCAACUAGAGAAACUGGUGGGGUUCUAGUCGAUUUUGUCACGCUCUAGUUGAUAGGGCCCCGACUAGAAGUUCUAGUUCACUUCUACCGGUUUUAAAAAUUAUUAUUUUUCAACUUAACUUAUUUAUAAUUGAAUUCUCCAUUCAUAUUAACAUUAUUAAUGAUUGUUGCACACGAAAAAUCUCGUGCCUAUGAGGGUUCGAACCUUGGACCUUGGGGACACCAGACGGAUACACAUACCUCUCGGCCAUGAUAGGUUGGAUGGACUUCCGCUUAAAGUACAUCCCGUUUGGAAAUUCCGCCAUUUGUCCCUAUCUCUAGUAGGGCUCUCGCUAGAUUCUGACUAGAAUCUCUAGUCGAGAAAAACUAGUCGGGUUCCAAUCUAAUUCUAGUUAGAUGAUUCUUACAAGCAUUAUUUAUUAAAAAAGUUUGCAUAUUAUUUGAUUACUUAAUUUUUUAAUUAUUUAAACAAAAUCUUUUAUUUAUUAAGUAAAUUAAAAAAGAAUAAACCAUAAAUAAAUAUUA
This is a messenger RNA of Leptopilina heterotoma, 1999 nucleotides long. RefSeq names its product GMP reductase 1-like. The record is from RefSeq and is a predicted model, not a curated record. Bases 329 to 1270 code for a protein of 313 amino acids. Gene Ontology annotation, biological process: nucleotide metabolic process. Gene Ontology annotation, cellular component: GMP reductase complex. The transcript is spliced from 7 exons. Gene Ontology annotation, molecular function: GMP reductase activity. NCBI's taxonomy places the organism in Eukaryota, Metazoa, Arthropoda, Insecta, Hymenoptera, Figitidae.